CACCCCGGCCCUGCUUCCUAGACCUCACCCCGGCCUGGCCCUGCUGCCUAGACCUCACCCCGGCCCUGCUGCCUAGACCUCACCCCGGCCCUGCUGCCUAGACCUCACCCCGGCCCUGCUUCCUAGACCUCACCCCGGCCCUGCUUCCUAGACCUCACCCCGGCCCUGCUUCCUAGACCUCACCCCGGCCCUGCUUCCUAGACCUCACCCCGGCCCGGCCCUGCUUCCUAGACCUCACCCCGGCCCUGCUGCCUAGACCUCACCCCGGCCCUGCUUCCUAGACCUCACCCCGGCCCUGCUUCCUAGACCUCACCCCGGCCCUGCUGCCUAGACCUCACCCCGGCCUGGCCCUGCUUCCUAGACCUCACCCCGGCCCGGCCCUGCUUCCUAGACCUCACCCCGGCCCGGCCCUGCUUCCUAGACCUCACCCCGGCCCUGCUUCCUAGACCUCACCCCGGCCCUGCUGCCUAGACCUCACCCUGGUCUGGCCCUGCUUCCUAGACCUCACCCCGGCCCGGCCCUGCUUCCUAGACCUCACCCCGGCCCUGCUUCCUAGACCUCACCCCGGCCCUGCUGCCUAGACCUCACCCCGGUCUGGCCCUGCUGCCUAGACCUCACCCCGGCCCUGCUGCCUAGACCUCACCCCGGCCCUGCUUCCUAGACCUCACCCCGGCCCUGCUUCCUAGACCUCACCCCGGCCCUGCUUCCUAGACCUCACCCCGGCCUGGCCCUGCUUCCUAGACCUCACCCCGGCCUGGCCCUGCUGCCUAGACCUCACCCUGGUCUGGCCCUGCUUCCUAGACCUCACCCCGGCCCUGCUGCCUAGACCUCACCCCGGCCCUGCUUCCUAGACCUCACCCCGGCCUGGCCCUGCUGCCUAGACCUCACCCCGGCCCUGCUUCCUAGACCUCACCCCGGCCCUGCUGCCUAGACCUCACCCCGGCCCUGCUUCCUAGACCUCACCCUGGUCUGGCCCUGCUGCCUAGACCUCACCCCGGCCCUGCUGCCUAGACCUCACCCCGGCCCUGCUGCCUAGACCUCACCCCGCCCUGCUUCCUAGACCUCACCCCGGCCCUGCUUCCUAGACCUCACCCCGGCCCGGCCCUGCUUCCUAGACCUCACCCUGGCCCUGCUUCCUAGACCUCACCCCGGCCCGGCCCUGCUUCCUAGACCUCACCCCGGCCCUGCUUCCUAGACCUCACCCCGGCCCGGCCCUGCUUCCUAGACCUCACCCCGGCCCUGCUUCCUAGACCUCACCCCGGCCCUGCUUCCUAGACCUCACCCCGGCCUGGCCCUGCUGCCUAGACCUCACCCCGGCCCUGCUGCCUAGACCUCACCCCGGCCCUGCUUCCUAGACCUCACCCCGGCCCUGCUCUGCUGCCUAGACCUCACCCCGGCCCGGCCCUGCUUCCUAGACCUCACCCCGGCCCGGCCCUGCUCGUGGUUCUGCUGUAUGGCUGAUCUGCCCCCCUGCAGUAGGAGCAGUAUGGAGGAAUGGCAGGAGAAACGAGGCCUGCAGACAAUGAACCUGCGGUCUGUGUUCACACUGGAGCAGCAGCGAGUCCUAGAUAGCUACUAUGACAACGGGAUGACCAAUCAGAGCAAGAGCUGCUUCCAGCUGAUCCUUCAGUGUGCUCAGGAGACCAAGCUGGACUUCAGCGUGGUGCGGACCUGGGUGGGCAACAAGAGACGGAAGCAGACCUCCAGGGCCGACCAGAACACAGGCGUGUCCCACUCCUUUUCCUUCGGCCUUUCUCUGGGAGCUCUGUCCAACCACAUGCUAACGGGCGGGGCUCUAGUGGCGGGCGCAAUGCUGACAGGGGCGAUGGCGGCAGCUCAGAAUAUCCAGAGAGGCCCCUCCCACCUUCUCCCUCCAUCCUCCUCCUCUUCCUCCUCUUCUUCCUCCUCUCCUCUCAGCUCUGUCAACAACAACAACGAUGUCAUCCUGACAGGGAUUUACUCUCUAGGCUCCGCCUCUAGUUCCCGGCCCACUGUUAAGCCCCUCCCCUGUCACUCUGACCCUGAGCUCCCUGCACAUGUCCAUCAAACUCUGCUCAACCAAUCACAGCACAGGAGGAAUAGUUCUGCCUCCUCCCCCCUCCAGCUCCACUCUAGAUCGGGUACCAUGUCACUUCCUCGCUGUAAACCCCUCUCCCUCUCCUCUUCCCCCUCCUUCUCCUCACCCCCCAUCCACAGCCUGUCCAAGGGGUGUGGUUUCACCACUGGGGGGGCAGUAGGAAGGGCUGGGUCAGGAGGGGCGGUACCUCGGAGCUGGGCUAGACAGUAUGAUUCUCUCCAGUCUGGCCCCUGCCCCUCCCAGCUCCAGCCCAGGCCUCACUCCAACCCCCAGACUCCCCAACCUCAACCCCCAAGGCCCCAUCUCUCCAACCCUCCCCCUUCAGACAACUCCCCCCGCCUUCAUCAGGUCUUCAGCCUAUUAGAGAGGGGGGAGGGGGAGGGACUAGGACAAGGACAGCUUUCUGAUAGCAGCAGGCAAGAGAGACACAGACAGUCUACCCGCCCCUUGGACGCUAGUGGCUGCCUCUCUAUCGCCAUGGAGACGGGUGAUGAAGAGGAUGAGUGGCAGAGGGAGGAAGAGUUAUCCAACAUGGCUGCUAUGGCCCACUUGGACCUCCAGAGAGGCCAGGGGGGGAGGGACAGCCCCAGCAGGGGAGAAGGAUCUAGGGGUAGAGACCCCACAUCCCCCUCCCUGGUCCUCAGCAGCUCCAGGCCUGGCCCCUACCCUCGGGACAGUUACCCAGUUACUACAGCACUACAGACCUCCCCUAGUAUACAGGUUCCAGUCAGUCCCGCUGCUCCGUGGCUCAUCAAUAACUCCAGGAAGAGAACUCUACAGGACAGGACCCAGUUCAGUGAUGUGGACCUGGGCCAGUUGAAGCGGUACUGGGACCGAGGGAUGACCAGUCUGGGUUCUGUCUGCAGAGAGAAGAUCAACGCAGCAGCCAAUCAGCUCAACGUAGACACUGAGAUAGUCAAGACGUGGAUCGGGAACCGGAGGAGGAAGUACCGUCUGAUGGGCAGAAAGAUACCGCCCCCUAAAGGUGGGCCGACCUUGUUCCUGACAUCACAGGAAGGGGAGGAUUCUCCCUCUGCGCUGAGUUCCGAUGGGGAGGGGCUUGGAACGCCCGAGCUGGGAGACAACCUAAACGAUGGAGCGUCCUUCUGUCUGUCCGAGGAUGGGACCAGUCAGUCGGACCAGAGAGAAGAAGAGAACGGAGUAGAGGAGGAGAGCAGCAGCGCCCCCAAGGCUCACAGUGUGAAGAUAGAGGUGAUUGAUGAUGAUGAUGAUGGUGUUGAGACGGUCGGAUCUGAUAUGGAUAACAUGCAUAAUCUCCUGGAGUUUAAGCUUGAGGAGGUGCAGUAUCUGGAGAGCCAACUAGAGAAUCAGAAUCAGAGAUAUUAUGAGUUGGAGACCUUCACCAAGAGUCUUCUGACCGCUGUACGGACCAACAACCUGGACAGACAACAGGAGCUCCUAGCCAGUCUACCUCAGCCUGCAGAUCAGGACUGGGAAAUGAGUCCAGAGGGAGGAGCCAACUCCAUCUCCAUAACAACACACUCUGCAGACAAUUCCGAUUCCGACGAGACACCAUUGGUCAACCCCAACAAGGACCUCCCAGUGGACACUCUAAACGAAGACGGUUGGUUGAUUGCUGAGCUCAACGGGUUGCCUGUAUCAGAGGAUCUAGAGACUGAGACCGGACCAGAGUGACUGUACUGACACACACAGUCGCUGUGCCUGUGGAAGGAUCCUCAACUAGCUGGGCUCACAAUGCCUUUUAUAUUACUGGUCUCGUUUCAGACACAACAAUAAACAGACUCCAUAAUAACUGA
Messenger RNA from Salvelinus fontinalis (brook trout), 3855 nucleotides. Its product is annotated as highly divergent homeobox-like. Gene Ontology annotation, biological process: regulation of transcription by RNA polymerase II. Lineage: Eukaryota; Metazoa; Chordata; Actinopteri; Salmoniformes; Salmonidae. The transcript has 11 exons. The coding region runs from base 1454 to 3733 and encodes 759 amino acids. The record is from RefSeq and is a predicted model, not a curated record. Gene Ontology annotation, molecular function: DNA-binding transcription factor activity, RNA polymerase II-specific; RNA polymerase II cis-regulatory region sequence-specific DNA binding.